AUGACGACAGCCAAGCUAUCCGGUGCUAAACUGGCAAAAAUAUUGAAGGGUGUCCGAGCUCUUGUUCCGUACUAUAAAGAAAUUGGCGAAGAUAGCAAGGAUGCAUUCAGACACAUAGAACGGAAGUUUGAUCACGAGUUCCAAACGACAAUAACGUCAAGUGGCAUCAAAUGUGUAAGUGGUCCUCCCUUGGAGAAAUUCGCUUCCGGGGUUAUGGCCAUCAUGAUUGGUCGGCACUACGAUAAACUUCAAUGGAUACGAUAUGGUGAGAGACGAUACGACCUCACCGUGAAGCUUGGCGAGGAACGAUUGCCAGCCAUCUCUGAAGGAGUACUCCUUUCUACCAAGGAUUAUAGUCACGUAACAAAGGAAGCUAUACUUAAACAGCUGGAGAAGUAUAAAGGAUUGAUCGAGCAGCGUAAGCCGACGUGCAAUGAUUGCUUGGUUGGUCAAUCAAUUUCUGAAAUGCCAAAAGAUGUGCAUAAGUGUACUCUAUAUGCGAUCUGCUACUCCAUCACGUUAAAGAACUUUAAUCCGCCACUUAUUGAUCUGGAUGUGCUUUGUGGAGCAAAGUUUCAUCUACGUACAUUUACAGAGGAUUUCGGUAGGGCGUUAGGUACGGAAGCCCAUAUUGCUAAGCUGCAUCGACGCGUACAUGGCCCAUUCCAGGACGAGGACGCAAUUCACUCAUAUGCUGUGUCCUGGAAGCAGUUUAGAGAAAUCGACGCCCUGCACAAAAAAGCUGUAUAUGAAUACACGCGGAAAAUGCAAGCUAUGCAUGGCCAGUUGCUGUCGACACUCAAUGUAAAAGCGCCUUAUCGACAGAAAUGA
Varroa destructor (honeybee mite) is the source of this 831-nucleotide messenger RNA. Its product is annotated as tRNA pseudouridine synthase B-like. The record is from RefSeq and is a predicted model, not a curated record. Lineage: Eukaryota; Metazoa; Arthropoda; Arachnida; Mesostigmata; Varroidae.